Molecule: messenger RNA, 5254 nt
Organism: Pseudoliparis swirei
Lineage: Eukaryota; Metazoa; Chordata; Actinopteri; Perciformes; Liparidae
Product: thrombospondin-1-like
Exons: 22
Coding region: 150-3662 (1170 amino acids)
Biological process (GO): negative regulation of angiogenesis; cell adhesion
Cellular component (GO): extracellular region
Molecular function (GO): protein binding; calcium ion binding
Source: RefSeq, a predicted model, not a curated record
CAGAGAGACUUGCAACGAUUUACCCCAAAACGGAAGAGCUUCCACACUUUCUGAAGGACAAUAAGACAAGCGGGGACUCUUUUUUUCUGAUCUAUUUUCACAGGGGCUUCUCUUUUUUUCAAGCAUCAGGGACCACUUGAGGUUUCGACAUGAUGCCGUGUGUCAUCUUUUUGCUGUUGAUGCUUUGGAGCUGUGAAGGAGCAAGACUGGCAGAGAGGCGGGACGAUAACAGCGUGUUUGAUUUAUUUGAUCUGGCUCGGGUAAACAAGAGACACAACGGAGUGAGCUUGGUCAAAGGUGCAGAUCCCUACAGCCCUGCAUACAAGGUGCUCAACGCAGACCUGAUCCCCGCACUCCCCGAAACACACCUCAGGGACCUCCUCGACUCCAUCCAGGCUGAGAGGGGCUUCCUCCUCCUGGUCAACCUGAAGCAGUUCAAGAAAACCAGGGGCAGCAUUUUGACCAUCGAGAAGAACGACGGAUCCGGACCCGUUUUCGAGAUCAUCUCCAACGGGAAGGCGAACACUCUGGACGUGGUCUACUCCACCAUGAACCAGCAGCAGGUCGUGUCCAUCGAGGAUGCUGAUUUGGCCACUGGACACUGGAAGAACAUCACGCUGUUCGUCCAGGAUGACCGAGUGCAGCUUUUUGUCGGCUGUGAGGAGAUCAAUGUUUCAGAGAUGGAUUUGCCAAUCUCCAAAGUGCUGUCCCAGGAGGUGGCAGACAUUGCCCGGCUCAGGAUUGGAAAGGGAGCUGUAAGAGACAAAUUCAUGGGAGUGCUUCAGAAUGUGCGCUUUGUCUUUGGCACCACGCUUGAUGCUAUACUAAGAAAUAAGGGAUGCCAGACUGGAGCCACCUUAACUGAUGUCAUGACCCUGCAGAAUCCAGUCAAUGGCUCCAGCCCGGCCAUUAGGACUGAUUACAACGGCCACAAAGCCAAAGAUCUGCCGUCUGUUUGCGGUUUCUCUUGCGAGGACAUCGCCGGCAUGUUUAAGGAGCUGAAGGGACUCGGCGUUGUCGUUAAACAGCUGUCGACUGAGCUCCGCAGAGUGUCUGAGGACAGCACACUGUUGAAAAGGCAAAUGAACAUCCACAGUGGAAUUUGCAUCCACAACGGCAUUGUGCACAAGGACAAAGAUGAAUGGACCGUGGAUAGCUGCACCGAGUGCACCUGCCAGAACUCUGCUACCGUGUGUCGUAAAAUCUCCUGCCCUCUGAUCUCGUGUGCUAACGCCACCAUGCCAGAUGGAGAGUGCUGCCCUCGCUGUGAAAGACACUACGUAGAGGAUGGUUGGUCCCCCUGGUCUGACUGGACCCAUUGUUCGGUGACUUGUGGACGGGGCAUCCAGCAGCGUGGACGCUCCUGUGACCGCAUCAACAGCAACUGUGAGGGCACCUCUGUCCAGACCCGUGACUGCUACCCCCAGGAAUGUGACAAACGUUUCAAACAGGACGGCGGUUGGAGCCACUGGUCUCCCUGGUCAUCGUGCUCUGUGACCUGCGGCGAGGGUGACAUCACCCGGAUACGCCUCUGCAACUCCCCCACGCCGCAGAUGGGCGGCAUGGACUGCCAGGGAGGAGGACGACAAACGGAAAUCUGCCAAAUGUCACCCUGUCCUAUCAACGGAGGUUGGGGACCGUGGUCACCGUGGGACACCUGCUCCGUUACUUGUGGGGGCGGAGUCCAAACCCGCAAACACCUCUGCUCCGAACCUGUCCCCAAAUAUGGAGGAAAGGAUUGCGUUGGUGAUGCUUCUGUGUCUCAAGUGUGCAGCAAACAGGACUGCCCUAUUGACGGUUGUCUGUCCAGCCCAUGCUUCCGGGGAGCAAGGUGCAGCAGCUUCCCCGACGGCUCUUUCAGGUGCGGCAGGUGUCCACUGGGCUUCUCUGGGAACGGCGUUGCCUGCAAAGACAUUGAUGAAUGUAAAGAGGUCCCCGACGCGUGCCACACACAUAACGGAGUCCAUCGCUGCGAGAACACUGAGCCCGGUUACAACUGUCUGCCCUGCCCUGCACGUUUCUCCGGAGCUCAACCCUUUGGAAGAGGAGUGGCGCAGGCGACUGCUAAGAAACAGGUUUGCAAACCACGUAACCCUUGCCAAGAUGGGAGCCACGACUGCCAUAGGAAUUCAAACUGCAUCUACUUGGGCGUCUUCUCCGAGUCCAUGUUCCGCUGCGAGUGCAAACCAGGGUAUGCUGGGAAUGGCCAUAUUUGCGGAGAGGACAGUGACCUGGACGGAUGGCCCAACACUAACCUGCAUUGUGUGGAGAACGCCACCUACCACUGCAAGAAGGAUAACUGCCCCAACCUUCCCAACUCUGGCCAGGAAGAUCAUGACAAAGAUGGCCUGGGUGAUGAAUGUGACAAAGAUGAUGACAAUGAUAGGAUCCCCGAUGAUAGGGAUAACUGCCCAAGAGUGUACAACCCUGCCCAGUAUGACUCGGACAGAGAUGACGUUGGCGACAGCUGCGACAACUGUGUGUUCGAGGACAACACCGACCAAACGGACACUGACAACAAUGGCGAGGGGGAUGCCUGUGCUGUUGACAUUGAUGGUGAUGGCAUUCUGAACGAGAACGACAACUGCCCUUAUGUUUACAACGUGGACCAGAGAGACACCGACAGGGACAGGGUGGGAGAUCAUUGUGACAACUGCCCCCUGGAGCACAACCCCGAUCAGUUUGACUCUGACUCGGAUCUCAUCGGAGACAAGUGCGACAACAACCAGGACAUUGACGAGGACGGCCACCAGAACAACUUGGACAACUGCCCCUACAUACCCAACGCCAACCAGGUAGACCACGACAAGGAUGGCAAGGGUGACGCGUGCGACCAUGACGACGACAACGACGGCAUUCCCGAUGAGAAGGACAACUGCAGGCUGGCGUUUAACCCAGAUCAGCUGGACUCUGAUGGCAAUGGCCGUGGUGACGUGUGCAAAGACGAUUUUGACCAAGACAGUAUUCUGGAUAUCUAUGACGUGUGCCCGGAGAACUUUGACAUCAGUGAAACAGACUUCCGCAGAUUCCAAAUGGUUCCCCUGGACCCCACGGGCACCUCCCAGAUUGACCCCAACUGGGUGGUCCGGCAUCAGGGCAAGGAGUUGGUGCAGACUGUCAACGGCGAUCCUGGCAUUGCUGUUGGUUCCGAUGAGUUCAGCGCGGUGGAUUUCAGCGGAACGUUCUUCGUCAACACGGACAGAGAUGACGACUACGCUGGUUUCGUGUUUGGCUACCAGUCCAGCUCACGCUUCUACACAGUGAUGUGGAAACAGAUCACACAGACCUACUGGUCCCACACACCCACAAGAGCUCAGGGCUACUCGGGCCUGUCAAUUAAAGUGGUCAACUCCACCACUGGACCCGGCGAGCAUUUGAGGAACGCCCUGUGGCACACCGGAGACACCGCAGGACAGGUUCGCACUCUGUGGCACGACCCCAAGAACAUUGGCUGGAAGGACUUCACUGCCUACAGAUGGCAUCUGACCCACAGACCCAAGACUGGACUGAUCAGAGUGGUCAUGUAUGAAGGCAAGAGAAUCAUGGCUGAUACUGGAAACAUCUUUGACAAGACGUACGCUGGCGGGCGGCUAGGCUUGUACGUCUUCUCUCAGGAGAUGGUUUACUUCUCAGAUCUCAAAUACGAAUGUAGAGAUACAUAAUCUGACCUGAGAGCCUUAUCGCAGAAUGCCCGUCAGUAUGAAUAUAUAAGAUAAGACCUGGAUAGAUAUCUUUUUAACAUUUUUCUUUGUGAACUUUGAGCACAUUGGAGGAAUGACGAGUAAGGGAGUCAAAUUGAGGUCAACUGACCUCAGGACAUUAAGCCAGAUGAAAGUUCAUCGAUGAUUCUGCACCAAACUCAAAUUGUGAGCGCGGCUCGGCACAGAAGAAAUUCUCCCUCUCACUUUUUUGCUCUGAUCUGCAUUGAAGGGAGAGCCCACAAUUUACUGCUUUGCACACCUGAACCGUUGGCGGUAUUCUUCUGUGGACGAGGGACCAAAGGGAAGAGUGGUCCACGUUUUUAAAUAACAUUUUUGAGCAUUAAUAGACAUCUGCUGUGGACUGGUCAGUAUGAAGAAAGCAGUAGGAGAACUUUCGGAGGCUGGGGGUGAAUACACCCCAUGAAGGACCUGUUGAGGGACCAUGGACAGUAUGGACUAAAGAGAGUGAAUGUGUGCCGCCCAACAAGCAUAGUUAUGAAGACAACGGCAUCCUUAUUUUUCAUUUUGAUUUAUUUUAACGACCCCGCCCCAACACAGACCUGUACAAGCUCGGUCUUGUAUUUAGCCAUGGCUUAGGGCUGGCCCAAAAAAAUCUUCUCAGGAAAGAGCAAUAGAAGAAACGAGGAAAGGACACAAGUCAGGACAGCACAGGACCUCGAAGCAGGUGCACUUAAUACUGCUUUGGAACAGUAAUUAUUAGCAAAUAUUAUGUUCAUACCUCUAAUCUUUAUUGAAUGCGUCAAGAGACGUAAACAGCGAGGGGGUCAGUCUAUUUGGCUUCUAUAUGGAUGUUUGUAUGGACGUAGGCUGCAAGUCUCCCUCAUCUCUGCAUCGUGAAAUAUUGGCCCUAACCUAUUCCAAUUUCCUGAAAUCAAUAUGCGCUUAUGACUAGAGUCAAAGUGAAAGAUCAUUAUCCCUAAAUAUCCACAAUGUGCAUGACUGGUGUGCCUGAGCUUUUGUGUAUAGGUCUACAUUUCUGACAAGGGAAAAUCAAAGGAAACCCUUCAUGUACAAAUAUUACCUCAUUAAUUAUUGUUGUAUUGAGGCCAGCAAUGCACAAGAAUCACAUGCCUUAGCAUCACAGUAUGAAUUGUUUGGCUUUUUUUUUUUUUUAAGCAAGACUUUAGUAACAUUUUUAUGGUGUAUAUAAGAUAUUUUUGUAAAAGCCCAAACAGGACCGUAAAGGAUGAAAGAAAUGUUAUCUGGACUAUGUUGUGCUAUAUAUAUUUCCUGUGCAUUUGUUUUGAUAAAUUAUUCUGUUUGUUUUAUGUUGAGGUUAUUUCAUUUGUGUAGAUAUAUGCUAUUUAAAUAAUUUAUCUAGAAGCGUAGCCUCAUAUGGAAGCGUUUCUGUCUGUAUAAACUUAUUUGCACACUGACAUGAGGAUGUCUUUGGUAUUUUGGUUUUUGUAUGUUUUUUUUUAAUUAUUACUGAAGCUUUUCUAUAAACUUUGUACUAUAGUUUCUACCCAAAGUGCUGUUUAUAUUCUGAUAUUUUGUAAUGUCAAGUGAACAAUAAACACUUUAAAAAAGUA